GGCAUUUGAAAAUCAGUGGCCGUUAGGGUGUUUUGACGUGAAGGUGUAGAGUAUCGCUCGAAUACUGAAUCGUCUGAGAAAUUCCAUAUACAUAAGUUCGCGAUAAUACGAUAUAGUAUUAUUUAUGUUUAAUACAGUAUGAACAAUAGUGCGUUUUAAUUCGAUGCUAUACAUCGUAUCCUAAUUAAUUUCGACCCUGUCCGUUGUUGUGAUCAUGCUUUACAAGAUUUUCAAGCAAAGUGUUAAGUGAGGAAAUAUCGUGUUUUAGAUUUACACGCAAUAUUGAUUACUAUUUCCAGUUAAAUUGCAAAAAAUGAAUAGUAUUGUCAUCAUAUAAUCUCACUGUAUUACUGAAGGGUUUAUAUCUAGGCCAUUCACGUACAAAACACAAAGCGUGGUUGGUACAAUAAUAUAACCGCACUCAAUAAUUGUGUACAGCGGUCUAUAUAGAUGAAUAGCAAGAGAAGGUACCAUUGCGGCGUGCGGAUUGCAUUAUGACCGGCGCCGCGUCGACGGCGGUCGUAAGCGGCGACGACGACGACGUGACGAACAGGAGCAGGAGGAGGAGGCGUCCGUCGACACCAUGCUGUCGUCACCGGCGCCGUCGUCGGCGGCGGCGAUGGCCGGCGGCGGACUGAUCGCCGUGCUGCUCGUGCUGUCGGCGUGCGCGGUGUGCGGCGCGCGGGCCGACUGUCCGGCGGCGUGCGAGUGCAAGUGGCGCAGCGGCAAGGAGUCGGCCAUCUGCGCGGCUGCCAACAUGACGGCCGUGCCGCGGCACCUGGACUACGGCACGCAGCUGCUCGACCUCACCGACAACCCGCUGUACAGGCUGGGCAAGGACGCGUUCGCGGACGCCGACCUGCUCAACCUGCAGAAGCUGUACCUGUCCCAGUGCCGGAUCAAGUCGCUGGACCGGUACGCGUUCCGCAAGCUCAACAACCUGGUCGAGCUGGACCUGAGCCACAACAGCAUACCGGUGGUGCUGUCGGCCGUGUUCGAGUCGGUGCCCGAGCUCCGGGAGCUCAAGCUCAACGGCAACCCGAUCAUGAGGGUGCCGAACGGCGCGUUCGCCCGGGUCCCGCGGCUGGUCCGGCUCGACGUGUCCGGGUGCCGGGUGGCGCUGCUCGAGUCCACCGCGUUCGCCGGGCUGGAGAACUCGCUGGAAUGGCUCCGGCUGGACAACAAUCAGCUGCGCGAGGUGAAACCGUCCACGGUCGUGUCGCUCACCCGUCUGCACGGCGUCCAGCUGCACGACAACCCGUGGAACUGCUCGUGCAAGCUGCGGCCGCUGCGCGAGUGGAUGGCCCGGCGGAACGUGCCGUACGGCGCGCCGCCCGUCUGCAAGACGCCCGUCCGGCUGGCCCAGACGCCUUGGGACAAGCUCGACCUGGACGAUUUCGCAUGCGAACCGCACUCCGCACCGGUGUCGGCCGUCGUGGUGGUCACCGAGGGCGACAACGCAACCGUGUCGUGUCGCAUGUACGGCGUGCCCAUACCGUCGUCCCGGUGGACGCGCAACGACCGGCCGCUGGCGCCGACGGGCCGCAGCGUGCCGGUCACCGAGGGCCGGUACACGAACCUCACCAUCGUGUCGGCCGUCGCCCAGGACGGCGGCAGUUACGCGUGCGAGCUGGAGAACCGGUCCGGUAGCUCCAGGUCCAACGUCACCGUGGUCGUGGUCAAACGGUCGCCGGACCUGGUGCUGGGCGCCGACCGGUACGCCCUGCCCGGGCUCAUCGUCGGCGUCAUACUGGUCCUGUCCUUCUGUCUCAUAUUCCUGUGCGGGCUGGCCAUCCGGUCCAAAGGCAGCCCGGCCGGUUCCCGCGGCAUUCCCGUUUCCGGUCCGCUCGACUCCGCGGCCGCCGCGGACGCGGACGUCGACCCGUUCGACCGGUACGAAAAGAUCGAAAUGGACCGAGAGGAAAACGACAAUAAGACGGUACAGCAUCACCAGUACCGACUUCCGGCGUCGUCUUCGUCGUCGGACAAGAACGGUCGACCGGACCCGCCGGGUUACGCGAAGUCCGCGGUCACUUCCGGCACGUUGGUUCGCGGGCGACACGACGAACACGAAGACUACGACGGGCUGCCGCCCAUCGGCGAGCCGCCUUCUUCGACGGCCCCGUCAAUAACGGAUCGGCCGACAGCUCGUCCUAGUCAUCCGACGACGAACGUCCCGCACAGGCCACGUAUUUUGCCAGAUGACCCAACGGAUGGGAAACAAAAAACCUAUUUAGAGUGUAACUUGGGUGAAGUAACAUUACAUCAUCAUGUGUUACAUAAAGAAUCUCUUCCGGCCGGUCACCUUUACACUACUGCGGCAGGGCGACAAGAAUUGUUUAAAACGAAAAAUGUGCCUGACCUAUUGGACACAUUACUUCCAACCAAAGGCCGUCGAAUUUCGCAAACACUUCCUAGGUCCGGGAUUAGCUCAAAUAACAGAAGAAAUACCAUGUACACACAGAGACCAUCGGAAAGUCAAUCACCUUUACUACAAGGAAGUCGCGGCAGUGGUGGCAGCAAUACCAGUCAAAGCCAACUAUCCUUUGAUUCGUCCAUAUCGUCUGAUCAUCCAAGGCAACUGACGGCCGGUCAGAAGUCCAGCAGUUACUUGAACCUGUCCACGACUGGCUGCGGCGGCGGUUCUUCGGGCGGAUACCAUUACCAACACCACCCGUCUUACUAUUGGACCCCGCCCAGCUUGCCAUCAUCGCCGGCCCGAGAGCGGCGGCUGCCAGCCACACCGAUAGGUCGCAAUGCUGGACUACCCACCGUGGCGGCCGAGACUCCCAUACUCGAUCCACUGUCGUCCAGACGGCGAACUUACAGUGGAGGGGGCGGCAGCAGUCACCAUCACCACAACCACAACGGCGGAGGCGGCGGCGGUGGUAACCAGAUGCACAACCACAACCAGUUGGCCGGUAGCAACCAUUCACUACUGUCCUUGUCCGACGGAGCGUCCGUCACGUACGACUAUCACACGGCACAACUGGACAUGUUCCUGGACGAGUACAAGACGCUCAGGAAGGAGCUGACCAAGAUGCAGCGGACGUGCGACACACUCAGGCUGUCCAACGCCUCACUGGCGUCUUCGGUAGCCGUUCCGGAUAUGGUCGACCACCACCGGUCUAAACCGGAACCUACUGCCACUCCCGCGACGUCGUCUUCGUUGAGGACCACGCCAAAGUCGAUACUUAAAAACAAAAACCAAGCCACUUACGUCUACCGGCCAGGCGGCGAGCGGCGCAACAGUUAUCACAAGCUGGAUCCGGCACCCGACGACAUUUACCUGAGUUAACCUCGUAGUUAUGCUCGCCGGUAAAACUCAAAGCCCGACGCCUCGUCAUAACAUAGUCAUUAUUUUCUUAUUAUAUUCAUUAUUCGUGUGUAAUACGCCAUAUUAUGCUAGCAUUAAAGCGACAUAAUCGUA
Aphis gossypii (cotton aphid) is the source of this 3430-nucleotide messenger RNA. RefSeq lists its product as uncharacterized. Gene Ontology annotation, molecular function: protein binding. The record is from RefSeq and is a predicted model, not a curated record. Lineage: Eukaryota; Metazoa; Arthropoda; Insecta; Hemiptera; Aphididae. The transcript is spliced from 7 exons. The coding region runs from base 584 to 3298 and encodes 904 amino acids.